UGGGCGGUACUGGGCUGGGCUGGAGCGGACAGCCGGCGAGGAAGCGAGGAAUUCGCCCUGUGCUGGAAUCCGGCUGCUCCGCUGCUGUCGGCUCCCACCCGGACCAAGCGCAUUUUACACAAGCAGGGGUGAGGAAGUCUGCCGCUCCCAGCUUCUAGUCGCUGAAGAGCCGCGACCGGCUGUGUGUGUGUGAGAGAGAGGGGAGAGAGAGAGAGAUAGGGAGGGGAAAGGAGAGAGGGGGGUGGGGGAGCCGGGAGCUGGUUGGGCUGCGGAAUCUUUUGUCAUCCAGCACUUUCCGGAGGGCCGGCGGGGUCGGUGUGGGACAGACAGACAGACAGACAGUCGGUGGGACGCGCCGAGUCGGUGCCAGCGAGGAACCGGGACGCAUCGAGGGAGGGAGGGGUCCGGCAUGACCCCGGUCCCCGCAGCGAGGAGAUCGCCCACCCUGUGAACGGCCGGCGGCCGGCUCGACAUGGACAACCAACAAGUCCCGGCGCAGGCUACGGACAUUUCAAUUGAAGCAGAGAAGAGUCUGGACCGGGACGAGGCAGCCGAGGAAAGGCCGAUCAGGAAGGAGGAAGCAGAGAUAAAGCCGGUGAAAGAAGAGGAAGCGGAGAAGAAUCCAGUCAAGGAUGAGCCACAUCCUCCCUCAUCCAAACACCCCGCAGCAGGCAAGAGCCCUCGGACAAAGCAAGAUGCGUUGAAGGUGGAGGAGAGACUACGACUUGCGAGAGAGCGCCGGGACGAACGGGCAAAAACUCUUGCUACCAAGAAGUCAAUAUGGCUGGAGCGGGAAGAAAAGGCCAAGCUGCUCCGAGAGAAACAGGUGGAAGAUCGGAGGAGGAGGCUGGAGGAGCAAAGAGUGAAGAUUGAGAAGCGGCGAGCACUGCUGGAGGAGCAGCAACGACUAAAGCUUCAGAAAAGCAAGGAGCGUUACGAAGCAGUGGUGCAGAGGUCAACCAAGAGAACCUGGGCAGAAAUCCGUCAACAGAGGUGGUCCUGGGCUGGAGCGCUCCCUCACAGCCUGAGUGUGCACAAAGCGAGGCCAGGGGGCUGUUCCUUGUCGGCUGCCAACCUGCCCAAACAUGUGGAUUCCAUGCUAAACAAACGGCUCUCCAAAUCCUCAGCCACGCUCUGGAACUCCCCCAACAGAACUCGCCGCUUGCAGCUGAGCCCGUGGGAGAACAGCAUCGUGGAGCGCCUGAUGACCCCCACCUUGUCCUUCCUGGCCAGGAGCAGGAGCGUGGCCGCUCUAACAGGAACGGGCAAAGACAUAGAAGUCCCUCUGUGCCCUCGCUCUGCCUCGUCCAGCCCGAUCGCAGCCAGAGUCAGCAAGCCCCCGCACAAGUGCUCUAACCGAUGGAGGGCCAUGCACAGCAGCCCCGACGUGCUGGCACGGAGGAAGACUGAGUCCCAGCCGGGAGAAAGCAAGAAGAAGGAGAAAAAGGACAAGGAGCGGGAAAAUGCAAAGGAGAAACAUGCCCUGCUGAAGUCGGGCGGUGGGCCUGACAAGAUGAUGAGGAAACGGCAGUCCCUGCCUGCUGUCCGCAGUAAAGAAUCCAUGGCCAGGGAAGUCAGCCUGAGAUCAAAGAACCGCUCUUUGCCGAGCUCACCCAGGAGGAGACCUUCGGGAACCAGCCCUGGACCCGCGUUGCCUCCGGCAGCGGGUAGUGCCACUCUGGUGAAGAAGUCACGAGCCAAGGGUGAGAAGCGCAAGGAGAAGGAGAGCCAGUCGAAGCAGAGAGAGGAGAAGGAGCAGGGCAAGAAGGAGGGGUCGAGGCCUUCAUCAGCCGGUGGCCAGAGAAACAAGGAGGCAGCAGCGGCGGCAGCAGCAGAGGCUCCAGACUACACUCACGGCUCCCCCGCCCGGACAAUUGGCGGCACCACCGACCCCGAGGAGGCGGUCAGACACCUGGCGGAGAAGCGGCGAGUGGCGCGGGAGCAGAGGGAGCGGGAGGACCAGGAAAGGAAGGAGCAGGAGGAGGAGAAGAGGCUGAUGAAGGAGGAGAUAGCACGGAGGAAGGCAGAGGAGAAGGCUCAGCGUUUGGCCGAGGCUCAGCAAAUGGAGGAGGAGAGGAGGCAGACGGAGCAAGAGCAGCAGCUGAAGGAUGAGGAGGACCGGCAGAAGGAGGCGGAAAUGGAGCGGGAAGAAACGGAACGCCUCCAGAAGCAGAGGGAAGAGGCGGAGACGCGGGCGCGGGAGGAGGCCGAGAGACAGCGGCUGGAGCGGGAGAAACACUUCCAGAAGGAGGAGCAGGAACGCUCGGAGAGAAAGAAGCGUCUGGAACGGAUUAUGCAGAGGACCAGGAGGUCUGAUGGUCCAGAUAAGAAAGAAGAGAAGAAAUCAGCUACUGAUGGGGACAGCGAGAUAAAGGACACGAAGGCAGAGGCACCAGACGUCAGCUCGACACACGGGAAGAAUCUCGCUGGAGAAGAUCAGCCGGAGACAUCAGUAGAAGGGGGAGCGGGCGAGUUGUCGGUCAGCGCCAACGUCUGCCUGUCACAGGCCCAGCCGCUCAUAGAGCUGGGGGUGGCUCCAAAGGAGGACAGUGGUGAGAAACCGCCCGCGCUCACCAACGGAGUCCAACCCAAGAGACAGGAGAAUGGCAUCUGCCCCGUGACGCCGGCGCUUGGAGGCGUGCUGGAACUCUCCAACCAUACGGGCUGCUUGAAGGAAACCGUGGAAAGCGUGGACAGUAACGGGCAGAAGCAGCAUCUGAGCGGCCUGACAGCCGAGGACAUCCCCGUCACUCCCAUCAUCGCCUUCGAGGAGGAAAACUCUUUCAUUAAGAGGACAACAGGAAUUCAGUCCCAGCAUGUGGCAGAAAUCCUCUGAAGAGCUGGGCAUGUGAAGCCCCCCCCUCCCCCCCCAACUGCUCUCAGCAAACCCCCCUCCCCUCCAGCAGACCCCCCCCCCCCCCCCCCCCCAGCUACCAAGCACGGCUUUCUACUCAGUCGGAAGUGGGGACUACAGCAGGAAGCGGCCGGAAGGAGCGGUCGAGACGGGGCGUGUGUCCACGCAGACUCCGGCCCCUCCGAACCUCGUCUCCUUUUAAUUUGUUACCUUGUUUAUUUUUAAAUGUUUUAAAGAUGUUUACGGACAUGUAACUUCCACAAGAAGCGACAGCGGGCUCUUGAGUAGAGUCCAGCGGAGUGAGGAGUGCCGUGAUGAAGAGGCAGCCAUGGCCAGUGGCUGUGUCUGCUUGUACUGGACAGAGCGGGCCGACACUCUGCUGUCUUUACUGUGCACCUUAUGAACUGACACUCUAAUGCAACACGACAUGCACUCGCAGCGAGAGGAGCGGCAGUGUGACUGUUCUUGUAUCACUGGUGAUCACGUUCUUAUUUAACUUGAAAUUAUAAUAAAACUACUGGGUACCAUGUAUGUGAAUAAUGUAAAUAAACCUGUCAGUGUUAUACCAG
Molecule: messenger RNA, 3423 nt
Organism: Amblyraja radiata (thorny skate)
Lineage: Eukaryota; Metazoa; Chordata; Chondrichthyes; Rajiformes; Rajidae
Product: MAP7 domain-containing protein 1
Exons: 18
Coding region: 473-2836 (787 amino acids)
Biological process (GO): microtubule cytoskeleton organization
Cellular component (GO): microtubule cytoskeleton
Source: RefSeq, a predicted model, not a curated record